UAUAAGAAAAAUUCCAUGCCCCCCGCAAUCUCUCCCCAAAAUUUCUCAUCUCAAUUCAUCCCCACCUCAGCAUUGCUCCCCCUUUCUCUCAUCUGCAUAUCCUCUUCAUUUCCCCUUCUUCUCAUCUCUGCGCCUCCGCGUUUCGGUUCGUCAAUGUUCACGUAGACACACGUAAUCAAUCAUGGGUCAGCAGGAAUUGAUCUACAGUUUCGUCGCCAGAGGCACCACCAUUUUGGCUGAGUACACUGAAUUCAAAGGGAAUUUCACCUCCGUCGCCUCCCAGUGCUUGCAGAAGCUUCCCGCUUCCAGUAACAAAUUCACUUACAACUGCGAUGGACACACCUUCAAUUACCAUGUUGAAAAUGGAUUCACCUAUUGUGUUGUUGCUGUUGAAUCUACUGGUAGGCAACUUCCCAUUGCUUUUCUUGAGCGUGUUAAGGAAGAUUUCAACAAAAGAUAUGGAGGGGGCAAAGCUGCAACUGCAGGCCAAAAUAGCCUCAACAAAGAGUUUGGCCCCAAACUGAAAGAGCAUAUGCAGUACUGUGUCGAUCACCCUGACGAAGUGAACCAACUUGCUAAGGUUCAGUCUCAGGUUUCUGAAGUCAAAGGUGUUAUGAUUGAAAAUAUCGAAAAGGUUCUUGAUCGAGGGGAGAAGAUCGAAUUGCUUGUUGACAAAACUGAGGAUCUUAGGUCACAGGCCCAGGAUUUUAAAGCAAAAGGUACCAAGCUGAAGAGGCAAAUGUGGUUUGAGAAUAUGAAGAUCAAGCUGAUUGUGCUUGGCAUCUUGCUGCUUAUAAUUCUCGUCAUCUGGGUUUCGGUCUGCCACGGCUUCAAAUGUUAAUGCAAAUAUAUAUGCAGCAUACACUGCAUUUUUUAGACGAGUCUUUUCUUUUGGCCUGCAACUUGAGAUUUGCUCUGAUUCAGAGAUGAAAUAUAGGUGAUUAGUAGCAGACAAGUUUUUUGCCGAUGAUCAUUACUUGUUUCCAGAGAGUUUCUUGCUGUAUUUUUUGGUUCUUGUUUAAAUUCCCUUUCAUCUCUGUUGCCCUCUUUGUUUCAUGUCUCUUAUUUAUUUUAUUGCAAUGUGAUUUUUUAUCUCA
This is a messenger RNA of Salvia miltiorrhiza (redroot sage), 1097 nucleotides long. RefSeq names its product putative vesicle-associated membrane protein 726. The record is from RefSeq and is a predicted model, not a curated record. The coding region runs from base 182 to 841 and encodes 219 amino acids. Gene Ontology annotation, biological process: vesicle-mediated transport. Gene Ontology annotation, cellular component: membrane. The transcript is spliced from 5 exons. NCBI's taxonomy places the organism in Eukaryota, Viridiplantae, Streptophyta, Magnoliopsida, Lamiales, Lamiaceae.